UUACGCCUGUACAGAGCUACAUUGUGAAAGGGAGGGAAACAAAGAUAUUUGUAUUCCUGAUACCAAGUGUAUGUAUAUGUGUUAUUUAACCUAUUGGAACGUAAAGCUUUGACGUGAUUUUGUUUGAUCGCAAUCCGGUAUCCAUUCAUGUUAACACAAAGCAGGACUUAUUCUCCAGGAACAUAACGCUGGCGAUCAGAAGCAAACAACAGGACGCCUUAUGACACCAUGUUACAUACGGGCGCGGUGUGCGGAAAGAUCUGAUUAUCUGAUCAUCUCCAGCAGAAGCGAAGCCCCAGUGAGCUUAGAGCGCAAUUCAACCGAGGACAACUUUUAAGCCUGUCGUCUGUCUUACCUUCUUACUUGGUGUGAUUGUCGUGGAACAUACGAGUCUUGCUUCAUUUUAAUCUAUUGAUUCAGUAACUUCAGGGGUGUGUCAGUCGAAGAAAGUUUAAAAACGGAAUGUAAUGGUAAACAUUUUGCGGUUCUGCUAUCAGCUCGUUUAUUCUGGAUUAACAGGCUUCAUUUCUUAAUACUGGAACAACAGUUCAGGAAAACUUUGACGAUUUGGGAACGAUCAGGAAAAAGGACCACGGACAUGGAACAAGUUAAAGAGGGGGGAGCUUGAUGAAAUAAUUGACGGCCAUGGCGUGCUGCUGGCGGUGGUGCCACCGCACCUGCACAUGCUGCCUGUCCGAGGAGGAGAGGAAGAGCAUCGCGGUGGACAAGGAGAUCAAGAAGAUCCUCAGGCAAUAUAAGAAGAAGGAGCGCAAGGAAAUCAAAAUUCUCCUUCUCGGCACAGGAGAGAGUGGAAAGACCACCUUCAUCAAGCAGAUGCGAAUCAUCCAUGGGAGCGGCUACUCCGAGGAAGAUCGCCGGGCCUUCACGAAGCUGGUCUUCCAGAACAUUUUCACUGCUGUUAAAGCCAUGACCAAUGCAAUGACCACACUCAAAAUCCCCUACGACAACCCUGAAAACCAGGUGUUAGCUCAGCGGCUGCAGGAGGUUGAUACCCUGCAACUCACCAAGCUGGAGCGGCCCCACGUCGAUGCCAUCCAGCGCCUCUGGGCUGACUCCGGCCUCAAACUUUGCUACAGCCGGCGCCGCGAGUACCAGCUACUGGACUCAACUGAGUACUUUAUGGCUAAUUUAGGACGAAUGGCAACUACCGAAUACAUCCCUACGGAUCAGGAUGUGCUGCGGGUCCGAGUGCCGACGACCGGCAUUAACGAUUAUUCGUUCACCGUUGACAAGAUUUCCCUCAGGAUAGUGGAUGUGGGAGGGCAGAAAUCGGAGCGCAGGAAGUGGAUCCACUGUUUUGAGAAUGUGACAUCUCUCAUCUUCCUGGCCUCCCUCAGCGAGUAUGACCAAGUUCUGGAGGAGAAGGAUACAGAUAACCGCAUGGAGGAGAGCAUGGCACUCUUCUACACCACCAUUCACUCACCCUGGUUCCUCCGUGCCUCCGUCAUCCUCUUCCUCAACAAGAAGGACAUCCUCGCCGACAAGAUCCGCACGUCUGAUCUGCACACGUACUUCCCCAGCUUCACAGGACAGAGACAGGACCCCCUGGCAGCCAUGAAUUUCAUAGAGAGGAUGUAUAUCCAGCAGGCAGUGAACAGGGAGAACAAGGACGAGAAGAACAAGACAGUGUACCCACACUUCACCUGUGCCACGGAUACGCAGAACAUCCGCAAGGUGUUCAGCGACAUCAAGGACACGGUGCUCAUCAAAUCCUUGGAGGAAUACUACCUCCUCUGAGGCCGAUGCUGUUGUCCGCUUGGGGAAAAGGCUCCAGGUUCACAGAAGAACAGCGGCACUUGCGCCAGCAUGACCCAGUAUGCUCGAAGGGUCCGACUGAGUCAUGGACCGGGAUCCCAGAGGCACUGGGUGAUCAGUUUCUGUUUCCUAUCUGAGGAGGACCUCCCCCGUAUAAGCGACCACUGUCCGGAGUUGGACCUCGACUCAUUACACGCAGGAGAGGCCUUAAAGAGAACCUCUAUCUCUCCAUUACCUGCUGCCAUAUGAGAAGUGCCAAGGAAGACCGCUUUAUGUAGAUAGUGACCUUUGCGAGCUGCAUAGAUGAAAACUUCAAGCCUGAAUUUACCGAAUUCUAAAUUAAAACAUGAACUACACCACUUACAACUCGGCUCUUUGCAAGGAGUGAAGUGUCUGAUGGGGGACUGCAAUCGACUGCUCUGCUCUGUCGUCCACCCGGUUGGAUGGUGUCCAUUGUUUUCAUAUUCCACCAGUUUUUAUUUUUUAGGCCAAGCUACCAAAAUCACCAGCAAUGACAUGGAAGUUGAACAACACUAGUUAGCUAAAUAAAAUAAGCUGGUUCAAGGUUUUCAUGACGUGAAAAUCAUACCAGUAAACACUAUUACAUCAUGGAUGGCACUGUGAGUCCAUUUAGACGGUUCAUGUGUUGUGUUGAACACAGCGUGUGUCACAAACUCUGGCUCAGUGCUGGCCUGAUCUUUGCAGAGCUGUUUCCUGCAACAUCAUUGAGUUGAGCUGCUAUCUCUAUUCUUUAACUACCCAGUGAUUAAACCCUGGGUACUGUAUGUGUAACAUGUAUUUACGGCUUUCUUUGAUAUUUUCACGUGAAUAUUGUAUAAGUACAUUCUGCAUGGGUAAUAUGUUUUUCGUAUUUGACAACGGGAAGUGGAAGGUAUUUUUGUGAUCCCGAUGAUUUCUUGUGACGGGGAUGAUGUCAAGGAGACAAUCAUGGUAUUAAAAUUUUAAGUGUAUUGUCUGAUACCUCAA
This is a messenger RNA of Brienomyrus brachyistius, 2763 nucleotides long. Its product is annotated as guanine nucleotide-binding protein subunit alpha-11-like. The record is from RefSeq and is a predicted model, not a curated record. The coding region runs from base 646 to 1758 and encodes 370 amino acids. The transcript is spliced from 8 exons. Gene Ontology annotation, biological process: action potential; adenylate cyclase-modulating G protein-coupled receptor signaling pathway; phospholipase C-activating dopamine receptor signaling pathway. Gene Ontology annotation, molecular function: G protein-coupled receptor binding; GTPase activity; G-protein beta/gamma-subunit complex binding. NCBI's taxonomy places the organism in Eukaryota, Metazoa, Chordata, Actinopteri, Osteoglossiformes, Mormyridae. Gene Ontology annotation, cellular component: heterotrimeric G-protein complex.